Bombina bombina (fire-bellied toad) is the source of this 4627-nucleotide messenger RNA. RefSeq names its product ADAM metallopeptidase domain 10 (gene ADAM10). Lineage: Eukaryota; Metazoa; Chordata; Amphibia; Anura; Bombinatoridae. The transcript has 16 exons. The record is from RefSeq and is a predicted model, not a curated record. Gene Ontology annotation, cellular component: plasma membrane; synaptic membrane. Bases 169 to 2430 code for a protein of 753 amino acids. Gene Ontology annotation, biological process: membrane protein ectodomain proteolysis; Notch signaling pathway. Gene Ontology annotation, molecular function: metalloendopeptidase activity involved in amyloid precursor protein catabolic process.
AGACGGGCGGUCCUGCCUCCUACUCCUAGUCUGGCAGAGGCAGUCGGGACACCGGGCGCUUCCGCUUUCUCCAUUCGGAGGGGAGCUAAGCAAAGAGGGACUAAUCUGAUUAGAAGUGGUGCGCACCCUUGCAGUUGUGUCAAUGAGCGAUUGUUGACCCUCCCGGUCAUGGCGAUCCUAAGACUCGUAUUCCUGCUCUCUUGGGCGGCCCAUUCAGGAGGUCAGUAUGGAAACCGGCUGAAUAAGUACAUUAGACAUUAUGAAGGACUGUCAUUUGACAUGGAUUCUUUACACCAAAAACACCAACGUGCCAAAAGAGCAAUAUCACAGGAUGAUCAGUUUGUACAUUUGGAUUUCCAUGCCCAUGGCAGACAGUUUAACCUCCGCAUGAAGAGGGACACGUCUCUGUUUGCUGAGGAUUUGAAAGUGGAGAUUGGCGGUGAAACCAUAAAUUAUGAUACCUCUCACAUAUACACUGGGCAGUUAUUUGGUGAACAGGGGACCAUGAGCCAUGGAUCUGUAGUUAAUGGUAGAUUUGAAGGGUUCAUACAGACACCCCAAGGAACUUUUUAUGUAGAACCUUCAGAGCGAUAUUUCAAAGACAGAUCUGUUCCAUAUCACUCAGUCAUCUAUCAUGAGGAAGAUAUUCAGUAUCCUCAUAAAUACGGAGCACAGGGAGGGUGUGCUGAUCAUUCUGUGUUUGAAAGGAUGAAGAAAUAUCAAAUGACUGCACAGGAGGAGCCAGUGGAACAGGUGAAUGAGAAACAUGAACAUGACUAUCAUGAAAUAAGUGGCCCUGUCAUCUUAAGGAAGAAGAGAGCGGCACAAGCGGAGAAAAAUACCUGCCAGCUCUACAUUCAAACAGAUCACUUAUUCUUCCGACGCUAUGGAGAAACAAGAGAAGCAGUUAUAGCCCAGAUUUCCAGCCAUGUGAAAGCGAUAGAUACAAUUUAUCAGUCAACAGAUUUUAUGGGAAUUCGAAAUAUAAGCUUCAUGGUGAAACGUAUUAGGAUCAACACUACAGUAGACGAGAGAGACCCUUCAAAUCCCUUUCGGUUUCCAAACAUUGGAGUUGAGAAGUUUUUGGAGCUAAAUUCAGAACAGAACCAUGACGAUUACUGCUUGGCUUAUGUAUUUACAGACAGGGAUUUUGAUGAUGGCGUCCUUGGCCUAGCAUGGGUUGGUGCACCCUCAGGCAGCUCCGGUGGGAUAUGUGAGAAGAGCAAGUUGUACUCUGAUGGCAAAAAGAAGUCACUGAACACUGGAAUCAUCACCGUUCAGAACUAUGGCUCUCAUGUUCCUCCUAAAGUGUCACAUAUCACAUUUGCACAUGAAGUUGGACAUAACUUUGGUUCUCCACAUGAUUCUGGUUCUGAGUGCACACCAGGUGAAUCAAAAAAUAUAGGAUUUAAAGAGAACGGCAAUUUUAUUAUGUAUGCCAGAGCCACAUCUGGAGAUAAGCUCAACAACAACAAAUUCUCCAUCUGCAGUGUUAGAAACAUCAGCCAAGUUCUAGAAAAGAAGAGGAAUUCGUGUUUUGUAGAGUCCGGUCAGCCUAUCUGUGGAAAUGGACUGGUUGAACAAGGAGAAGAAUGUGAUUGUGGUUAUAGUGACCAAUGUAAAGAUGACUGUUGCUUUGAUGCAAAUCAACCAGAAGACAGGAAGUGCAAGUUAAAACCUGGGCGACAAUGCAGCCCCAGUCAGGGACCAUGCUGCACUCCACAAUGCACCUUUAAGCAGAGGAAUGAGAAAUGCCGUGAUGAAUCUGACUGCGCCCAGAUGGGAACCUGCAAUGGCGCCACUGCUCAGUGUCCUCCUUCUGAACCCAGAGAAAAUCUAACCGAGUGUAACAGAGAGACUCAAGUCUGCAUCAAAGGGCAAUGUGCAGGCUCUAUAUGUGAGCGGUAUGGAUUAGAAGAAUGCACAUGUGCCAGUACAGACGGAAAGGAUGACAAAGAGCUGUGUCAUGUCUGCUGCAUGGAGAAAAUGAAAGCACAUACUUGUGCCAGCACUGGUUCAGAGGUUUGGAAAGCUCACUUUAGAGGCAAAACUAUUACAUUGCAGCCUGGUUCACCCUGCAAUGAUUUUAAAGGAUAUUGUGAUGUGUUCAUGCGAUGUCGAUUGGUGGAUGCUGAUGGUCCAUUAGCCAGACUGAAAAAGGCCAUUUUUAACCCAGAAUUGUAUGAAAAUAUUGCAGAGUGGAUUGUGGCACAUUGGUGGGCUGUUUUGCUUAUGGGAAUAGCUCUGAUAAUGUUAAUGGCUGGAUUUAUCAAAAUAUGCAGUGUCCACACGCCAAGCAGCAAUCCGAAGUUGCCGCCACCUAAACCUCUCCCAGGCACCUUAAAGAGGAGGCGACCACCACAAACAACUCAGCAGCCUCCACGCCAGAGACCCCGAGAAGAUUACCAGAUGGGACACAUGAGACGUUAACUGCAGCUUUUUUUGCCUUUGGUUCUUCCUAGUGCCUACUAUGGGAAAGAUUCACUCCAAAGAAAAAUCUACCAACAUUCACUAUCCCUUCAUUAGCAAUUAAAAUUAGAUCCUGUUAAAAAAGCAAGAUCAUUACAUACAAGAAGAGUUUUGCAUUUUUUCCCUUUUAAAAUUGAGAAACAGAUGAAGAAAUAACCGAGCUGUGUGGGUUUUUUUUUCUGUCAUAAAACCUUUUUUUAACUCUUCUAAUGGCACAAGUAUUUAACUAUUACAAUGCUUUCAUUUAAUGUCAUCCUUCCAUUCCUCUGCUUCUUGUUAACUUCCAGUGAAACUUUUACCCAGUCAUUGAACAACCUGUCUUUUUCAACUGCCAAUCAAGGCUAGGAAGGUAGACCACCUCAGCAUUGGAGACAUCUCUUGCCAAUGUAUAUAAAUUGUUAUAUGCAGACAUGUAUUUCUAAUGUACAAACGUACGUCUAUGUGCAAUUGUAAAAAACAAAACAAAAAAAACGAAUACUGUAAUUGCAAUAUGGAUAUGUUUGUAUUAUAAACAUUGUUUUUCCACUCUAAAUGAAGACAUUACUGUUUAAGUGACAUACUCAGGAUAACAGAGGAUUUGAUGUAUAAAGCGACUGUUUUUUUUUUGGUUUUUUUGGAUUCUUUUACUAGCAGUGAAAAGAGAAAUCCAUCUGCAUCUUUUUCGAUAAUCGCCUUAGUUGAUUUCUUCAUUUCAUCGUUUUACUCCCAAGAGUUGCUAUUUCAAAUAGCAUCCAAGACUGAACGUUUUUUUUUGGUUAAUAAUAAGUUACAGUUCUAUAAUACAAGACACCAUUCUGGAAAAUAAGACUAUUUUUCUGAUGAUUUUAAUAUUUUCCUCUAAUCCUUCAAAUGUCAGCUCCUGAUAUUGUAGGCAUGUAAUUUUAUUAAAGAGAAAGGCCUUCUCUAAAAUUUUCUUUUUAAGAAAUCCCUUGACCAAGGAGUAGUUGUACAGUAUGAUAUUUUAUGUUAGGAGAUGGAUUAAGGAGUAGCAAGUUGAAAGUGUAUUCCUCCCAUACUGUUGAUAAUACGUCCAGAGGAUAAUGUGCGCAGCAUAAAGCUGUGUAGGUAAAUAACCACUAAAGGUAGAUUUGUGCUCGACACCCUAUUUCUACAAUGCCAGAGUUGUUGGUAUUUGAUUUUAGCUACCUUCUAAAUUCAACGUAAUAAAAGUUAAAUGUCAUUGCCAUUUCCAAUUUUGAACAGUAAUCAUAUGUAAUAUGUUCAUGCAGGUAAUACUAUGCAUGCAAUUAUUUGGGCAUUAAAAAGGCUUCUUAUUUGCUAUUUAAGUUCCAUAUGUACCAGUAGUUUGGGAUUGACCAAAAUGGAUUGUGCAUCUUAGUAUGGGUUGAAUAGUAUCCAUUUAUUUAUGCCCAAAAAUAAAUAACACACACUUUUGCUGCCAGAGAGAGCUUUUCUCUGAUUGAGAGUUUGUUAAUCUUAGAGUAUAAAGUUUACACAUUCUCAUAGUUACAUGCCAGCAAGGUAAAAAAAAUACAUAGCUAAAAACAUUAAAAAAAAGUCUCUCAAGACUUAAAUACACACAAUCUCUUCCUUGUAAAAUUGUACAGUGCGUUGUGAUUUUUUUCAAAUACACAUCUUUUUGUACAACGAUUUAGAAACAAUUUUGUACAUCCCGGUCUAGUAGCUAGGUAACUAUAAAUAAUUCUGAAAUUAACCUAAAUGAAUAGCAUAGUUUUCAAAUCAUUUGGAUGCAGUUGUUUCCAGAGUAAAGGAGUGUGGAUAAUGGGUUUGAUUUUGGAAAUUGUGGGUUUAUUUGUAACUCUGUCAAUGUGGUAAAUACCUUAAAUUGUGUAAACCUUAUUUUCUGUACCCAUGUUUUUUCUGUUAAACUUUGUCUGUGGUAAUGUCUGGGGAAUAAUUCCUUGUUUUUAUUUUUUAAUUGUAAUGUUUGAUGAACAGAGAAAUGUGCACUGAACCAAUCCACAGAAAGUUAAUAUGUGGUAAGCAAAGCAGGAGAGGGUAAACAAAUUAAAUCUAAUACUACUGUCAAUUUAAUGUCCACUGUGUUUUAUACAGUAUUUUUUGUUCACUUUGGAAAUUUUUACUAAAAUUGCAAAAAAUAAAAAACUGUUGUGCAAAGAUAUGUAAGAUUUUUUUCUGAAACUUGAACUGCAUUAAUAAAUAGACUUGAUGACAA